Miscanthus lutarioriparius is the source of this 744-nucleotide messenger RNA. NCBI's taxonomy places the organism in Eukaryota, Viridiplantae, Streptophyta, Magnoliopsida, Poales, Poaceae. The record is from the annotation of a GenBank genome assembly.
AUGAGAGCCAUUAUUGGAGAACUUGUUGGCAACUUAGAUGACCAAGCACGGAUCUUUGUUGAAGGUAAUAACUCUGCUCUACUUGACAACACACACAUGACCACUGGGGCUGAUGCAAUUGACUGGCCUAAUCAGCAUAGCCGAAUGGAUGAUGGAGGGGGAGAGGAGAGAAGGGACCGGGGACAUAAUAUGGGACUUGGUCUCCAAAGGUUAAACCGAGCACGCCGUGGCAAGUCGCAAGUUGUCAUAAUCAAAGGGCAUAUAAGGCGGUGGUUCCUCUUGUUGCUUGCAAAGUUUGCAAGUGAAUGCAACAUCAUAGUUAGGAACCAUGUGCCUAUACUCCCGCAUUUGAAGUCAUACAAGAAAAACCUGCGCAUCAAGUUCAAAGGAGAAAGAACCAAAGAGAAAGAACCAAACGAGAAAGAACCAAAAGAGAAAGAACUCGCAUCUGCGUAUGUUGAUUUAUUCUUAGGAAAACUAAAGGCCAAGUUUGACAUAAACACAGAGGAUAACACAGUUAAAAAGGGUUGUAUUGAGAUGAUGCAAUCUGCGACUCAGAUGGAAAACAAGCUAUCUACAACAACAGAAGGUGAAGAACUUAAGUCUGCGGCUCAAGUUGUUGCUGAUGUGCUUGCUGAGAACACCAAGAAGAAUCAGUUCUUGCAGAAUGUGGGGUACCGUAAUGCCCGGCGUAAUUCCAAUGGGCGAGCGCUGAACUGGAAGCGGAGAAAAGACCAAUGGUGA